This is a messenger RNA of Chenopodium quinoa (quinoa), 672 nucleotides long. RefSeq lists its product as uncharacterized. The record is from RefSeq and is a predicted model, not a curated record. Bases 1 to 672 code for a protein of 223 amino acids. The transcript is spliced from 3 exons. NCBI's taxonomy places the organism in Eukaryota, Viridiplantae, Streptophyta, Magnoliopsida, Caryophyllales, Amaranthaceae.
AUGGACCAAAGCGAGGGGGAGACAGAGAGCGACAGCUCCACCUCUACCUCCGAGAGCAGCGAUGACUUGCCCCCUCUUCCGUAUAGCGAGGAGGAAGAAAGGAAAAGUGGAAUGAGAAGGACGAUCCCUUCAGCAUCUACGUCUCCUCCGAGGGCCAAGGAGGGAGAAGUUGGGAAAUCGUUUGAGAAGAAUCUCAAACGGGCUAGAGAGGAGGCCCCAGCCGUUCUCAAUAAAAUAAAAAAGUCCGCCUCUGCAUCAACUCCUGGCGCCUCAGCCGGGGCUAAGACGAUGUGGGUUGCGGGGCGACUCGAGAAGGCAUCUAAAAUCCAGGAGCUGGAGCUAGAUCUGAAGGCAGCCGACCAGCGGGCAACGGAUGCUGAGACGGCCAAGAAGGGGGCGGAGGAGGCCCAGAAGAAGGCAGACGAGAGCGCCAAGCAGGCUGAUGAGGCGCUCAAGAAGGCCCAGGCGAACCUUGGCAAACUUAAAGCCAAGGUUGAGAGGCUGGAGAAGGAUGCUGCUCAAGCUCAUAAAAACUUUGUAACAACCCUGGAGGCGGAGCAAAACCGCCUUGUUGCUGAGAGUGAUGUUGACAACAACGCCCGUAUGAAGAUUGCUUGGGCUUCCUUGUACCCAGAAGCUGAUUAUAGCAUCUGGGCAAUGGCACACAGCUAA